UCAAAUCCAGCCUCAAAUGCGACACUUAACUAGCUGUGUGACCUUGGGCAAGUCACUUAACCCUCAUUGCCAUGAGGGACAAAACAAAAGGAAGCUGAAAAGUGGGGUGGGGAAGAGGAGGAGGAGUACUCAAUGAGGGGGUGUUGUGGAUAAGUCAAUCAGAGGAGUCCCAAAGUAUUACACAGCCAGGUGAAAAAUGAGGAAAGAGGUGUGUUCCUUGUCCUGAGAACAUGCAACUAUGUAAAUGCAAGUGUGACACAUGAAUCUAGUUGUGCAUUUUCCACCCUGUCUUCCUGAAAAGUUGUGUGUAAUAAUCUAUGUAAUCAUUUCUAAUGGAUAUUUGGAAUGGGUAUCUGAAUACUUUAGAAUAGAAAUCUUCAGCCCUUCUUAAUACCUAUAAAUUUAAAUGUACUAGAUUUCGAGUUUUAAAAGAAUCAUUUGGUGCUAACCUAAGGAAUUCUUGGUCAUUGAAUUAAAACAUCUAUUGAGAACCUAUUAGGUUAGGGAUGAGCUUAACAUGCUCACAGGAAAAGUUAAAUGAUAACAUGGUUAAUGCAGGAGUUUGUUUUGUGUAUCUAUACAUGUAUUGGUUUUUAUUUUUUUUAUUUUCUCGGGUUGGAAAGGAGAGGGGAUGAGAGAAUUUGGAACUGAAAAAUAUUGAAUUAAAGCUAAAAAAAAUUAAAAUCAUACCAGGCAUUAGUUUGAUUGGUCAAUGUUUAAUUGACCUUGAACUUUAAAUAAGUGGUCCUCACAUCAAGUGCCAUCGAUAUUUAAAAGAAAGAUUACUACUUAGUGAAGGCUUUCUAGGAACAUAAACUCUUUACUAGUAUAAUUAUUUCAUUCUUUGUACUUUUAUCCACAGUCAGGUAUAUAGUGAUUAAUAAAUGUUGAUUGAUGGAGAGGCAGGAAUUGAUAUAAAAAUGAAAUAAUAGGGGGUAGGGGGAGAGAUUGAAGAAAGCUCUGAAUGCCACAUUGAGAAAUUUUUAAAAAUAUAUAUUUCCUGGCCUGCCCAGUAUAGGCAGAGGUGUCUCUAGUUUAUCUUUUAGGAAAUGAAAAAAGAUGUACUGGCUGGGUUGGGGGAAGAUCGAUGUUAGAGAGGUCAAUGAGAAGACUAACUUGUAAAUAAUCAAAGCACCAGCAACUUUGGGAAAUUUUGACAUAUUCAGUCUGUAUUCAAUUUGGGUUCCCUGGCAGUCUUUAAAAACUACUCAUUCGUUCAUUCAGAGGGAAGAAAGAAUAAAGACAAGGAUCUGAAAAGGCCAGUGAAUAACUUAGCAUUGAAUUUGGAGAGCUGAUUAAGGUGUUUACCUGUCCUGUGUCACUUUCAGUCAAAUCAGCUGAUUGGAUUACAAAGUUAAUCAAACUUUUAUCAAGUACCUGCUAUGUGCUAAGUGCUGGAGAUUAAAAAAUUGCAAUUUAAUAUUUUUAGUGACUCUCCCCCACCAAAAAAAAGAGCAGAAACGUUCUUCUGAAUAACAUUUCUCCCCUUUCAACUCCUAAAAAGUCAGCUCAGGGGCAGCUAGGUGGCGCAGUGGAUAGAGCACCGGCCCUGGAGUCAGGAGUACCUGAGUUCAAAUCCGGCCUCAGACACUUAACACUUACUGGCUGUGUGACCCUGGGCAAGUCACUUAACCCCAAUUGCCUCACUAAAAAAAAAAGCUCAGAGUCAUCUUCCCCUGCCUGACAACCCCCAUUACUUGACCUCUAGUGCCAUGUCUUCAUUUUCCUAGGAUGAUAGAUUUGGCACUGGAGGGGACUGAGAGAUCCAUUUUUAGGUGAGGAAGCCAAGACCCAGAGGAGUGACUUCCCAGGUCACACAGAGGAAGAACUGGAUCUGGAUGUGACCCAAGAACGAAGAGCUCAAAGCCAGAAAUUAGGAACCCAAACUCACCAGGAAUCAGGACUACCAGGAGCCAGCGCUACCCAGGAGCCUUGGGACCCUGCCAGGCUGAGCAGUCAGGUCUACUACCAAAGUCUCACAGGAACUGAAGUAGUCAGCCAGCAAAUAAAAGAUAUGGCUGUGAGCAGCCAGGAGCCAGAGCCAACUGAGCCUGUGUCUAGGUCCCCAGAUGAAGAGGAGGGAAUGGAGAGCUUGACUCCUUCAGCCCCUUGCCCUUCUGAGGCUGUCCCCAUGGACAGUGAGCCCCUAUUGGGGGCUGGAGCCCAGUGGACUUCGCAACUCCUGGAGGAUGUGGAAGAUGAGUGUCCUAUCUGUACAGAACCCUACGGGGUAGAUGAGCACCUCUUGGUGUUGCUGAACUGUGGCCAUGGCCUGUGCCAACACUGCCUAAACAGGCUCUUGGGCAUAGCUCCCAGCACUGACCUGGGCCGUGUGCGGUGCCCAUUGUGCCGACAGAAGACGCCUAUGUUGGAGUGGGAGAUCUACCAGCUGCAGGAAGAGUUGCUCCAGGCUGAUGGGCCCCAACCCCCACCACCUCCCAGUCCCCCAGCCCUUCCUCCCCGAGGGACAGGGCUCUGGUCUUCCCUGGAGCACCGUUAUCAACUUCAUGGGAACCGAGGUUGCCUCCCCUUCUUGCCCUGCCCACCCUGCCUGAUUGCCAGGCUCUGGGCCCUUCGUGAGAGGGGGCCCUGCACCCAAUGCCUAAUCAUGCUGAUAAUGGUAGCCCUGGAGAUGUUUGGACUGGUACUCAUCUUUCUGCCCCUCCUCCUGCUUGCAUUGCUCUUUAUCCUGCUUAACCAUUCAGGCCACUGACCCUCCAGCCAGCACUAAAGGACCUUUUGAGGGGGUGGGCCUGCUUACUACUCACUAAUGAUUUGCUCAUCAAAGAAGUACUGAACAGAGACUGAGCCAUGCCACAGCCUAUCACUGGAAGGAUCCUGAAGCGAGUGAAGUGACAUUAUCUGAGAAAUCUGGGGCACAAUUCUUCCAGGAGCUAAUGGACACUGAUUAGAGAGCUUAGACUUUGCUCACAACUCCCUCAGCUGCCCGCUAUGAUCGUCAGGACUGAACGGGGGAAGACAGAACUGGAUGACUAACAGAAGUAAGUUUGCAACCUGGAUAAUUUAUAGAAAUGAUCAUUUGCAUUAGUGAAAAGAAGUGGGGGGAAGACAAUAAACACACUGAGAUGGUGGGUAUAGAAGGGGCAGGUGUGGGCAGCCUGAGUCAAAAGACAAGUGCCCUCUUGGUAUGGAAGGCAGAGAGGUCGCUGGGGGGAGGGGCAGAAAUGCCCUUCUCUGCCCCUCUCCUUGUCUGGAGGCCUCAGAUAAGGGCCCUUCGGCUGGUCCCUGAAGGUCAGCCAGACUUGGGCUUGAAGGUAGGGAAAUAGAAACUGCUCCCACCUAAUUGUAGUGGAAUCUCAGGCCUCAAACCAGCAGAUGGGAGAUCUCUGGGGGAAGAGCUGGACUCUGACCAUAUGAGCACCUGCCUUCUCUACCAGGGACAUGGCCAACUGUGGUGAACACAGCACUUAUCUGAGUGUGAAAAUUCCAAGGGGUGUAAAUGGACCUCACCGAAUUCCAGAGUGACCCCUUCUGCAGCCACCUAAAUUCUACUGGAACUUGUCUCCCACACACAUACACACACCCCAGGCCACAAAGGGGAGCCCAUAAAAAGCAGAGCCCACAAGCACUGGGGACAGAGACACAACAGUGCUCGACCAGAGAGAGCAGCAGUCCAAGGCUCCAAAUGAAGGAGCUGGGUCCAGUUUGUACCCUGCUCUCAUCAGACUACAUCUUAAGAACUACAUUGAGAAGGAUGGUGAAAAGUUGGAGCGUGCCCAGAAAAGGGAGACCAGAGGUUAUGAGAGGCCUGGAGACCAUGUCCUAUGAGAACUGGUUGAAAGAACUGGGUAUCAUCCAUUGGGAAAUGGUUAAACAAAUGAUGAUACAUGAAUAUAAUGUAACAUAUCACUGUGCUGUAAGAAAUGACCUACAGAGAAACAGAAAGAUUUGCUCAAUCUGAUGCAGGCUGAAGUUAAGAAGAGCCAAGAAAACAAUAUAAACUAGCAAUUCUCAAACUUUUUGGUCUCAGGACCCCUCUACACUCUUUAAGUUAUUGGGGCCCCUACUGAGUUUUUGUUUAUGUAAUAUCCAUUGAUAUUUAUUAUAUUAGAAAGUAAAACUGAUCAAUUAAAAAAUAUUUAUUCAUUUAAAUAACAAUAAACCUGUUACAUGUUAAUAAAAACUGCCUAUUUUCUAUGAAUAAUAACUAUUUUACAAAACAAAAAUGUAGUGAGAAGAGUGUCAUUGUUUCACUUAUUUUUGCAAAUCUCUUUAAUGGCUGGCUUAAUAGACAACUGGAUUUUCAUAUUUGCUUGCAUCUUCAGUCUGUUGUAAUGUUGUUUUAAUUGAAAUGUUUUAAGAAAAUUCAGCCUGACAAAGAUGUGGUUGAAAUAGGGAGGAGUAUUUUAAUAGGCAAAUAAUGUUUUAUUAUUAUUAUGAAAAUAAUUUUGACUUUGCAGAUCCUCUGAAAGGGUCUCGGGGACCCACAGAUAUCUGUGGAUCAUGCUUUGAAAACUGCUGAAAUACACAAUGACUACAACAGUGUAGAUGGAAAGAACCACAAAACAAUCAAGUGUUACAAAAUUACAAAGAACAAGCAUGGCCCCCCAAAAAAAGAAAAAUGAAGACAUCCCUACCCUACUCCUUUGCCAGAAGUGGGCUGUACUCAAGUGUGGUACACUGCAUAUUUUUCAGACUUUUUAGAUGUAUUAAUCAGUUUUAAUGAUUUUUUUUCACUUCCACAUUUCCUUUUAAAAAUAGUAUUUAUUACAAGGGACAACCCUCCAGGAGAGGAAAAAGAAAGAGAAUACUAAGAGAAAUUCUGGUGAUGUACAAAACCUAUUGAUGUAUUUUGUAUUGAUGAUUUGUAUUAUACAAAAGACAUCAAUAAAAUUAUUUUUUAAAUGUUAGAACUAGAAAAGACUGCAUUAAUAUCAUUUAGAUGAACCCCUUCAUUUUUCAAAGGAGAAAAUUGAAGCCCAGAGAGAGAAACUGACCAUUUGGGGGGGCCAUGGUUGCUAUCUUGGGAUGUCUAAACCCUUCUUCGGAAAGAGUUUAGGCUUACUCUGUCCAGACUAAAUGUUUGAGAGAGGCGUUUUUCAAAUCAAUAUAAGAAUCUUCUAAAAAGCAGCUGUCAAGAAUAGGCAAUCUUUGAGGUCACCUCUAUCAUGGAAAGCAUUUAAACAGAUACUGGAUAAAACCUCCUCCAACAAGAUGUACAAGGGAAGGUGAUUAGACUCAGUGGUCUCCAAAGUCACUCCAUACAGUGAAAUUCUAUGGCUUCUUGGCUGCACCCAGUCUCCUUCUGCCCUAACAGAUGCUCUGGUUUACACUUAAGAGGGUGCAAGAUUCAACCAACUGCUUAACAUCUUGGCAUUAGCUUCAGGGUAGAAUGUAUUUUUUUUUUUUUUUGGUGAGGCAAUUGGGGUUAAGUGACUUGCCCAGGGUCACACAGCUAGUAAGUGUUAAGUGUCUGAGGCCAGAUUUGAACUCAGGUACUCCUGACUCCUGGGCCGGUGCUCUAUCCACUGCGCCACCUAGCUGCCCACAGGGUAGAAUGUAUUAGGUGAGUACAAUGCCUGGAGUAUGAAAACCAGGCCUGGGUGCACAUGAUUUCCACCCUCCAGAGCAGUCAUGGUCCAGCUCCAUGUGGAUUCCAUGGCUUCUUUGUCCCCCUAUGACUCCUAUCCAGUCUCCCACCCUUAACAGCCCAAAGACUCUUGUGAUUCCCUCUCCCUAUCUGGACCCAGUUCCCGCUACCAAAAGGUAGCCGUAGGGUACAAAAAGCCUGGCCCUAGUGUGCCCAGGGAUUAGAGGUGAGGUCCAGUCAGAAAGAGCUUGGCAUGUAUCAGCGAUUCAGUUGGACAAUAACCCCCUG
Molecule: messenger RNA, 5839 nt
Organism: Dromiciops gliroides (monito del monte)
Lineage: Eukaryota; Metazoa; Chordata; Mammalia; Microbiotheria; Microbiotheriidae
Product: RING finger protein 225-like
Exons: 4
Coding region: 2015-2713 (232 amino acids)
Biological process (GO): protein localization to mitochondrion; protein K29-linked ubiquitination; protein autoubiquitination
Cellular component (GO): endoplasmic reticulum membrane
Molecular function (GO): ubiquitin protein ligase activity
Source: RefSeq, a predicted model, not a curated record